Messenger RNA from Aptenodytes forsteri (emperor penguin), 513 nucleotides. RefSeq names its product cytosolic phospholipase A2 gamma-like. The transcript has 4 exons. Bases 26 to 259 code for a protein of 77 amino acids. Lineage: Eukaryota; Metazoa; Chordata; Aves; Sphenisciformes; Spheniscidae. The record is from RefSeq and is a predicted model, not a curated record.
AGGCUCAGUGUGGGAUGUUGGUAGGAUGGUGCUUAAAACAAUCCAAUGUGCCUUGACCUGGAAAUGGGGAACGACUAAUAACUUCCUUUACAACUGCCCUAGCGUUCAGCCCUCUUACCUGGUCAAAAACAAAAUCAUCUCUUUGAUUGACGCUGGCCUGGCAAUAAAUUCUGCCUAUCCUCUGGUCCUUCGAGCACAGCGGAAAACAGAUCUGAUCAUUUCCUUUGAUUUCAGCUCUGGAGAUCCUUUUGAGGGCUGACCAGAAUUUUUCUGUGGGUGAGUGAUAUUACUCCUUCCUUAAGGGCAGUUGAUGACAUUCAUCAAAGAGAACCUCAUCCUGGUGAGCAGAAUGAGGAAAUGACAGUCUCACCAGCGAAAAGCCUGCAGCAGCUGCGGAGGCUGGGAAUUCCCAGAGGCAAGAAAGGAGCAGAAAUGCAGCCAGUCUCAAAGAUGACAGAAAGCAGGGGUAUUUCCUAGAGACUCAGGUGCUGAAUGGAACUUUUUGAAAGAAUG